Messenger RNA from Phodopus roborovskii (desert hamster), 1815 nucleotides. It is a transcript of the gene Cfap53, whose product is annotated as cilia and flagella associated protein 53. The transcript is spliced from 8 exons. The coding region runs from base 44 to 1588 and encodes 514 amino acids. The record is from RefSeq and is a predicted model, not a curated record. NCBI's taxonomy places the organism in Eukaryota, Metazoa, Chordata, Mammalia, Rodentia, Cricetidae.
ACUUUGCUGUUCCUGGUCGUCACCAUCCCAAGCAGACUUAAAAAUGUACAGCCAGCGGUUUGGUACUGUCCCAAGAGAAUUUAAGGGUCCCACUCCCAAGGCGGUGAUCAUAAGGGCCAAGCCUCCCAAGGCUCAAAGGGCUGAGCAACAUCUGAAAAGAAUCCAGCGCAGCUACCACAAGUACCAUACUACUUUGGCUUCCAUUAAGUCCAAUGAGCAGGAUCGCCUGAGAGCUGACUGGAUUGAGCACAAUGACCGCAAGUACUUUGACAGUCUUGUACAAGCAAGAGUCAAGGAUGCCAUGCAAGGCUUCAUCAUCAACACUGAGGAGAGACGGAAUAAGCUACGUGAACUUUUAGCAUCAGAAGAAAAUGAGUAUUUUACUGAACUGCAAUCAAAAGGAGAAACCAUUGAAGAGAAAAAAGACAGAAUGAGAGAGAGAACCAAGCUAUUAAGAGAGAAGAAGGAAAAAGAGAGGCAGGAUUUUGUAGCUGAAAAAUUAGAGCAGCAAUUCAGGGAGCGCUGUGAGGAGCUCCGCAGUAAACUGGUUAGUAUCCAUGAGAAGAAGGUGGUUGAGGAACGGAAAGCACAGAUUGAAUUCAACCAGGAGCUGCAGAGGCAGAAGCUGGUGGAAGAGCAGCUGUAUGCGAGGCUCUGGGAGGAAGACAGACUAGCCAAGGAAAACCGAGAUGCUCAAGAAGAGAGGAGACAGAAAGAGCUGGUUAGAAACACACGCCUGGGACUGGAUGCUCAAGUCACCAGCCUCCAGGCGCAAAGGCAGGCUGCACAGCAGAUGAAGGAAGAGGAGGCACGCCUCCUGGAGCAGAACAACGCACAGGUUAAACUAGAAGACGAACGAGAGAAGCUCCAGAAGCAGAAGACUAAGCGGGAAACUAGGAACAUUUUGCAGAAAGCCUUACAAAAGAAGAUAGAGUCUAUGCAGCAGGAGCACAGAGAGGAAGAGGACUUGAACAUGAAACUCGUGGGAAGGGCCCUUCAAGACUUACAAGAGGAGGCAGAUAAGAAGAAGCAAAAGAAAGAAGACAUGGGAAGAGAGCAGAAGAUAUACAAUGACUAUCUAAUACAGCGACGAAUGGAAGAAAAAGCCCAGGAGAAAGAACUAGACAGAAUACUAGAAGACAUAAAGGCAAAGAAGUUGGCUGAGAAGGAUCAGCAGCUGGCACUUGAAAGGGAGGCAAGGAAGCAACUUAUGAAAGAAGUCAUGUGUACAAGAAAACUCCAAGUGCAAGAAAAGAUACAACGAAAACUUAGAGAACAGGAAGAACUUGCUAUGGAACAAGAACGAAUAAGUCAAGGUCUGAAAGAGCUCAACUGUGAAGAGAGGGAGAAUUAUGCCAGGCGCUGUGGUUUGGCUAAGGAGUAUAAGAAUCAACUUCAGAUGCAAAUUGCUUACCAGAAGCAGGCUCUAGAAGCAGAGAAGAAAGAGGAACGCCAGGAGUUUGAAGCAGGGAUAGCAGCAAACAAAGCUUGCCUGGACAAGAUCCAGGAGAUCCUCUCAGAGCAUCACAUUCUGUCUCAGGCUGAUCACCCCAUGCGCAGGGCUUGCUCUGACAAGCUCUCACUGUAGUCUGUUAAACAUCAAUGUGUGUUUUCUGGGUCUUUUAGAAUUUUUUUUUAUCUACACCUUUUAACUAAUGGAUAAACUCUUAUUCUAUGAGUUUGUAUACUUUAUUAGACAUAGUUUUCUUCCCUCAAAUAAAUUUGUUUGGAUACUAAUGAAUUCUUCAUUGCUUUGGAAUGAUACCUGACAUUACCAACUUAAAAAGAAUAAAGAUUUAUUGCAUCUUUUGGAUG